AUGAAGGCUGCCUUCUUUGUUCUCCCGCUUUUUGCGGCACUCUCUUCUGCUCGUGCAGUUGAACAGGCCCCCAGAGCUGCGAGCUGUGCCCAGGUGCUAAUUGGCUGCCUUGGGGGAAUCUCUGCAAAUGGCCAGUCUGGCCCUGAAUGCAAGGACUUUGAGCAGAGAUGCUCUGAUGACCUCCUCCGCAGGGCCUUCCCUGCUGUCGAUGCCCGUGCUGCUCCAGCUCCAGCACCUGCCCCUGCCCCUGCCCCUGCUCCCGCCCCUUCUACUCCGGUCAAGGUCCCUGAGCUCCCAGUGCUCGUUGCGGCCAUCCAGGGCGCCGUAAAGGGCAAAGCCAACAUUGAUGCCAACGUCCUUGCUGCUAAGAUCCAUGUGCACAUCACCGCCAACGGCUGUAACCUUGCUGGCAUCAUCGAGGCCAUCAUCGAGGUCUGCCAUGGCAACCUCGGCGGCAUUGUCGAUAUCAUCAACGCCGUCAUCGAAGUCGUCUGCAAGCUCACUGGCCAGUUCCUCAACAUCAACACCUCUGGCCAUGCCAGCAUCGGUGUCAUCGUCAAGAUCGUCCUGGGUUUCUUCCCACACGGCCAGGGCAUCGGAGCUAUCAUCGAGAAGAUCGUGCAGUUCUUCGCCAGCGGCCACUUCGACAUCCCUAGCCUGAUCGACUUCAUCCUCGGCCUGUUCAAGGGCAAGAUCAGCAACCGUGACCUUGGUGAUGUCACCCAUCAGUUCAUGCAACUGUCUGCUAGAUCCGGCAUCACUGCACGCGACGAGAUGGCCCACGCUCAGGGUCUGCUCGACAUCCCCAAGCUCAUCUCCGAAAUCGUCCAGGUUAUCGGUGACGGCAAGAACAUCGACUGGGGCAAGCUUGCCAGCCUUAUCCUGCAAAUCAUCAUGGAGAUAGUCGGCGGUAUCGGCAAGAUCUUCAUCCCCGGCCUCGGUGCUAUCGCUGGCCGUGAUAUCUCUGCCAGCGGCACCGGCAUUGGCAUUGGCGGCAGUGCCCACGCAGGAAUCAACCUCAACAUCGACUGGAGCGGCCUGCUCAAGGAUAUCACGGAUCUCAUUGCCCACUUCAGCAUUGGCAAGCUCAUCUCCCUCAUCAUCAAGUUCUUCACCAUGCUCUUCAAGCCCAAGCAGCAGUAA
Molecule: messenger RNA, 1143 nt
Organism: Nannizzia gypsea CBS 118893
Lineage: Eukaryota; Fungi; Ascomycota; Eurotiomycetes; Onygenales; Arthrodermataceae
Exons: 2
Coding region: 1-1143 (380 amino acids)
Source: RefSeq, a predicted model, not a curated record